This is a messenger RNA of Rhinichthys klamathensis goyatoka, 3953 nucleotides long. RefSeq names its product polymerase (DNA directed) nu (gene poln). The coding region runs from base 30 to 3521 and encodes 1163 amino acids. The transcript is spliced from 25 exons. NCBI's taxonomy places the organism in Eukaryota, Metazoa, Chordata, Actinopteri, Cypriniformes, Leuciscidae. The record is from RefSeq and is a predicted model, not a curated record. Gene Ontology annotation, biological process: DNA-templated DNA replication; double-strand break repair. Gene Ontology annotation, molecular function: DNA binding; DNA-directed DNA polymerase activity.
UAAGACAGACUAGGAGAGCAGGAAAUGAGAUGGAGAACUACCUCUGCAGCAGUCUGAACGCAGCUCCUCUCUCUGCAGCUGCACAGAGCAUCAUAGCAGCCCUUCAGUUCCAGUAUGUGCACAGAGCAGACAGAAGCAGAGCUACCUUGAGUAGUAGAGGCUUCAGACUGUCUCAGCAUCAGGGCAGAGAUGACAGAAAUCAAGAGAUCUGCACAGGGAAAAUCAGAGACUUGGACUUAAAUAAUCUGGCAGAAGAUUCAAACCACUUCAUGCUAAGGGAUGAGACCAGUAAUGAGAGGUUUGCACUCUACUAUGCUGGUGAUAUCAUAAAGCCCAACACCCAGCCUCAUAUACCGGUAGCACAGGGAGAAAACAGUUUAUGCUUGUUCCACUUUAAUAGCGUGGGGAGCCCUCAGGCUAGACCAGACGUUAUGACAGAAGAAGAGAUCCAUAAACUGACCUUGGGUAAAAGGCGGUGGAUUCAACCAGCAAGCCCCAUUGAAAAAGGCCCAGUAGGUUGUAAUCAACAUGAGGCUACCCCAGUGAAGAAGAUCAGCUUUAGCCAGCUUACGUUCCCUACUAACAACUGUCAUCCAGCAUCCAAAGAAGAGUGCAAAAGGAUUGAUAAUGUGGACAAGCAGAGUAAGAAUGGACAGAUAGACCAAUUAUGGAGCUGUCGAUCAGGGUUGACAGAGAACGAUAACUAUGAUUCUGUUUGUGAGGAAAUCUCAAAAGAGGCUAGAGCUGACAAAGCUGUGUUUAUACAAGUGCAGCAUAAUAGUUUUACAUCUAAUGCAGAGAAACCAACAUAUAAGUAUCAGGAUCUGGAGACCAGCCAUUGCCGGCAAGAUAAUCGAAACUCUGAAUUGUCAGCUCCAGUGGAAAAUUGUGCUUAUGCCAAAAGAUGUGGGAGCAUCUUUGUCUUUGAAUGUGAGCAACACACACCUGUUAGGCCAGGUGAAAUACUGGACUCAGUGAGGGAGAAAGAAGACAGCGACUCAGAACAAAGAGAGAUUACUAAGAGCAGAACUAGUUCUCCCAAGUCAGAUGAGAAUACAAUCCUGAUGCCUGUUGAAGAGAGAACUGGAAAGAUGGAGUCUACAGUACACCCCGCCAGUGUUGGUGUGCAGCACAGCAUCCAGCCCCGGUCUCAGGCUGGUGAGGGGGAAUCUUUUCCAAAGCAUAUUAGAAAAUGGGAACCCCCUGGUCCCUUACAGGAAGGUCCUAAGAUCAUUUCAUCCCAGGAGUUGUGUGAUAAGACACUUAGAAACCAAACAUUCUGCCAUGCAAAAGUAAAGGGCUCAGUGCAUCUCUUAAAACCAAAAGCUCCACAGUCUGGUGUCAAGAGGCAGAGACAUCCCCUCAGACCCCAGAAACAAUCUAAGAGGCAAGGAUGCAAUAAACCGAAUAACUUCAAACUCCCCAACCCCUCCGAUCCAAGUCUGUCAGGAUCCAAAAUAAGCUAUCAAAUGUCUUCAGAAACAGAUAUAAAAGAAGAUGGAACCACAGCAACCCCUAGAGGGGCUUUUAGUUUGAUUUCUGAUCCCAGGGUGUGUGACACAGGCCGUCUCUCACAAGAGGAUAGAGAAUGCAUGUUAGAGGAGGUUGGAAAAGCGAAAGCAUUAGUUGUCACCAUGGUAUACCAAGAUGGCACCAUACAACUAGACCCAGAACAGAGGCUGUGCCCUGCAGUGUGUGGCCUGCUGGUUUUGCUGAAGACUGAUUUGGACUCAGAGGGACUACAGGACAGGCCACCAGAGAGGGUGCUAUACCUCAGACUAGAGCAGACACCAGCCUGGGCCCAACAAGACUUUAUACAAAAACAGGAUGCCUUCACCAGAGAGCUGCUGCUGCGAAUGAUGUGUGGCACAAAGCUGUUUGUGUGCUUUAAAGCUAAAGACCUGCUUCGCACAGCAUUGAGACACUUUAGCAGAGACCUGAGCUGGAAACAAGUUUUGGGGUGUCAAGUCAUGGAUCCUCAGAUUGCUGCGUGGUUGUUAGAUCCUGGCAACUCUGCUACCUGCUUUCAGACCCUGCUUUCCAAACACUACACACAUCCAGUUCCGCCCACACUGGAACCUGUGCUUGGGCAAGCCAAGGUGACUCAAGCGAUUUCAAAUUUGUCUCUUCUACACAAGCUAAUGGUGGAACUACAUAACAAGCUUCAGACUCAGGGGCUGUGGCAGCUCUAUUCUGGCAUAGAACAAAAGAUGAUUCCAGUUCUGGCAGCAAUGGAGAGCUAUAAAAUGCAUGUGGACAAGGAGGCCUUGAAAAAGACUUCAGAGAUGUUGGGGUCUAAGCUGAAGCAGUUAGAGCAGGAGGCUCACCAGGCCGCAGGUCAAAAGUUCUUGGUAUCCAGCAGUGCUCAGCUCAGACUGAUCCUCUUCGAGAAGCUGCGUUUACAUGAACUUUGUGAGAAUAAGAAGCUUCCCAAAACAAUCAAACAACAGCAGUCAACAUCAGAAACAGCUCUAUUACAACUACAGAAGCUGCAUCCACUGCCCAAAAUCGUACUGGAAUACAGACAGAUUCACAAAAUCAAGACUGCAUUUGUGGAUGGCAUUUUGUCUUGUAUGAGCAAGACAUUCAUUUCUUCCACAUGGAAUCAGACCAGUACAGUGAGUGGCAGACUGUCUGCCAAACAUCCUAAUUUUCAAGCUCUUCCGAAGCAGCCACUGCAGAUCACUAAGAAACAGUGCAUCCAAGGAAAGAACUCUGAUGUAGUGACUGUGCACCCACGUGCCAUGUUCAUUCCACGAGAGGGUUGGACUUUCCUCUCUGCAGAUUUCUGUCAGGUGGAGUUGCGUCUCUUGGCUCACCUGUCAGCUGACCCACAGUUACUGAGAAUCUUUCAGAACCCUGAGGCAGACGCAUUCACUAUGCUGGCGGCCCAAUGGAAGGGUGUGAGCGAGGACACAGUGAGUUUGGAGGACAGAGAGCAUGCCAAGCGUAUCGUCUACUCUGUGGUUUAUGGAGCUGGAAGAGAGCGGUUAUCUAGUAUUCUGGGUGUGAGUGCAGAGGAGGCCAGCCGUUUUCAGGACUCUUUCCUACAGACGUACAGAGAGGUGCCGGCCUUCAUUCAGCACAUCAUCCAGCACUGCCACGAACACGGAUUUGUGAAGUCCAUAAUGGGAAGGCGCCGUUCCCUCCCUCACAUUCACUCUGCUGACUGGAGCCUUCGAAACCAAGCAGAGAGACAGGCCGUCAACUUUGUACUACAGGGCUCAGCUGCAGACCUAGCCAAAAUGGCCAUGAUCAAAAUCUGCUCUCAAGUGUCUUCUGCCUCUUACACUGCCAGGCUGGUAGCUCAAAUCCACGAUGAGCUGCUGUUUGAAGUGGAGAUCUCACAAUUGGAACAGUUUGCUGUGCUGGUGAAGAAGACCAUGGAAUCUCUUCAGCACAUUGCAGAUUUGGAAGUGAAUAUCUCUGUGCCCCUCAAAGUCUCACUGUCCACAGGACGGUCAUGGGGCUCAAUGUGCGAAAUGAACCUCCCCUGCACCACUACAGCUACUUCUGUCUGAGUCUCCCGCUCUUCCUCGCCAUCCCGUUACUAUGGUAACCGAGCAGCUGCAGUUCCCAAUUCUUGUUUCUCGCUGAUGUAUCCGAGGGCAACGGUAGGAGCAGGCUGGAUCGUACCAGUUUCUAUUUUGGGGGGCUUCCCUUCAUUCAUUUUUAGCCUUUCACUGUUAUUCUGUUCUUCUCUCUGUUCAGAGGCUUAGAUCUCUUUGCAUGAGAAUAGAAGUAGCUAAUAAAUCUUUUGUUCAUUUUCAAUGUUUGUGCAUCUUAUAUUCAAUAUAUCUGUCAACUCACAUAUUCAGUGAAUAAAUAAAUAUGAGCCUCUGUCCAGAACGGGCUUAAUUUCAGCUGUGUUACUGGCAAUGCUAUCUGUUUCUCAGCUGCUAUGAUGGAACGUCUGUCUCCUGAUGAAUAUUAAUAAACUCAGCCCUCAUUUA